CAUUCAUAAUAACUACACCUGGGGACACUAGUAAUUCACCAUUCCAAGACGCAGGAGAAGGGGAACUGGUGGAUACUAGUACCCCAACGGAAGAAACCACCGAUGACCACGUAGGUAUAAGCACUCCGAUCAACGUGCAUCCGGACGAGACGUCACCUGAAGGGAAAUAUAAUUACCUGGUGGUCAUUAACUCUAACGUUGUUGACCAUUCGAGGAGAAGAUUAUUAAGGGAGAAAAUAUUCGGAAUAAAAGAUAACCUGGUAUACUGCUUAGAACCCACUUCUAAUGUGCAGCACCGUUUCUUGGUCAGGAAUGAUUCAUCUCUAAAGAGUUUCACAAAAACUACAACUACAAAUACUAAAUCUGCUGCGAGGAGAUAUGCAUCCGAAAUAAUGGAAUUUGACGAUAUUGACGAACUUCCAAAUGUGCGAGGCGACAAGUGGAUAGAAGAAGUACUGACACGGGCUGAUCAAAAGAGAAAGGAAUAUAACUUUGACUUUUUAAUCUACACCGACAUCUUCACUGUCCUCAACAUUCCUAAAAUCCAGCAAAGUAUAGAAUCACUUGACAUUCCUGGGUACAAGUCUUCCUCAGGUCAACUGGACAAACUAUUUUGGGGUUCAUUUAAAACGUUCUCAAAUCGCUCAACAACUAUCAUUGGAUCAAGUGCAUUGAAUACGAUAUUAGCGCAAUUACCGCGCAUCAAAUCUAUGCACGAAACCGGCUCCCUGUUUACCAAAAUUUAUCAAUACUAUAAAGGCGCGAUCACAAAUAAGAAUAGAGUUGUCGCCAUCGAUGACGAUAUCAAUAUAGUAGAUUGGCGAAAUACAAUUUACAACAUACCCGAAGAUGUCUUUGCUAUCAAUAGUGUGUAUCAGAACGGCGAAGUAAAAGACAUCGUAGACUACCUCGCCAUACCACCGUCGCCUCCAUGUGAUUUACCAGCUACGCGACAGAGUGAGCACCCUACCAUAUCGAAACCAUCCGUCGUUGUACUCACUAGUAGUUUUGUAUACACUGAUCUGUGUAUGUUAGCUGCUGCCCCGAUCUCUGCAGAUAACAAAAGACUGUACGCUAAGAGACACGGCUACUCUUUUGUAGCAAGAUCAAUGGAAUUCGCUCAGCAAGGAUAUCUCGGUCGCAAGACAGUGUGGGGCAAAAUCGAUGCAGUAGAGAAAGUGCUUCCAUUGUACGAUUGGUUGUUUUGGCUCGAUAUGGACGCUGUGGUAAUUAAUUUUUCUACCAGCAUAGAGAGCUUGCUAAAAAAGUUCGAAAAGCAGUUGGGAAAGAGAGAGUUUGAAAAGAAGCAUUUGAUUGUAGCGAAACCAGUGGGCGAUUCAACGAUAAAUGCGGGUGUGUUUUUGUUGAGAAAUUCGGAUUGGAGUAAGAGAUUCCUUCGAGAAGUACAGAUGUUCAAAUCUCAAUAUCGAGGAAAAUUCUACGAGCAGGCUGCUAUGUGGAAAGUUAUGAUAAAGCCUGAAUGGCAAGAAGGGGCUUUACUUCUGGACGAGGACGACCACACUUUCAACACGUUCCCCAGCAGAUACAUGCCUGGCGACUUUGUCGUUCAUUAUGCGCCACAAGGAUGUCCCAGAAAACUCGUCAUAAGUGCUUGUGAACAAGCUAUAGAGAUGGACAGGAACCCCGACGCAUUGUACGAAACAGUCCCAGUCUAA
Messenger RNA from Paraglomus brasilianum, 1676 nucleotides. The record is from the annotation of a GenBank genome assembly. NCBI's taxonomy places the organism in Eukaryota, Fungi, Glomeromycota, Glomeromycetes, Paraglomerales, Paraglomeraceae.